Talaromyces stipitatus ATCC 10500 is the source of this 2013-nucleotide messenger RNA. RefSeq names its product vacuolar protein sorting-associated protein vps17. NCBI's taxonomy places the organism in Eukaryota, Fungi, Ascomycota, Eurotiomycetes, Eurotiales, Trichocomaceae. The coding region runs from base 1 to 1758 and encodes 585 amino acids. The record is from RefSeq and is a predicted model, not a curated record. The transcript has 3 exons. Gene Ontology annotation, cellular component: retromer complex; endosome; retromer, tubulation complex. Gene Ontology annotation, molecular function: phosphatidylinositol-3-phosphate binding. Gene Ontology annotation, biological process: intracellular protein transport; retrograde transport, endosome to Golgi.
AUGGAUUACUCCUCCAUCGCACACGAUCCAGCUGAUCCAGUGGAACCAUCUCCCUGGGGCUCUCCACAUGCAGAUAGAGAUGCUUUUGGAAGCACCGGCCACGGCACAGAUGUUCCUGCGCCCUUACCUCCGCACCAAACGCUGUACGGUGAUAACCACGAUAGCGAACCUCAUACCGGGAAUGCGCCAGCUGCAGCGUCGGAACAACACGAUUCCUUGGAUACCCCCCGCAGUGUUCCGGCAAGUGAGCACGAACAUCCGCAACAAUCGCAGCCUGCAUCUCAACAGCAGAAACGGACAGAGACACCUGCUCGUUAUCAGACCGGAGCUCGGCAACACGCAAGACAGGCUGCACCAACGUACAGGUUACAAGGAAAGAUAACUGCGCUGGAAAGGACGGGCAAGAAAGAUCCCAUUCUUCGUUUCGAUGUCUACACCAAUAUCCCCAAAUUCCGUACCACGCAGUAUCGGGACGUUCGUCGCACCCACUCAGAAUUUGUCAAACUCUCUGAACAUUUGAUAUCUUCCAACCCCGAGGCAAUUGUACCCGCUGUGCCUCCUCCACUUACUCCUGCCGGUGCAGGGACUGAUGAAGACGAGAUUCGCGUCAAGGCAUCAAUGCAGAAGUGGUUGAACUAUGUAUUCAGUAAUGACGUCCUCGUGCAUGACGAUGAGAUUGUUCUUUUCGUGGAAAGUGAUUUCGGCUAUAGUCCCGUGGUUCGAAUGAAGCAGCCAGCGACUGGUGUUCGCCGAAAGGUUCUUAAGCAAUUUGCACCACCUCCGGACGACACUCCUGAGUUACAGGAUGCGCGUCCCGUGGUGAAGAUGUUCUAUCUCGGUGCACUUGAUUCUAGUCAAAAGGUGGAUCGUGUGGUUAAAGCUCGAAGAGGCCUCGGACUGGCAGAAUCUGAUCUCGGCGUCAAACUUGGACAUAUGCAUGUACAGGAGACUCAUGUCGGUUUAAGCAACGCGUACCGGAAGCUUGGGCGCGUCAUCCAGACAGCCGGCGACUAUCAUGCUGCUCAAGCCACAGCGGAGGCUACAACUCUGGGUGAUCCCCUGGAGUACUAUUCCUCUGACGCUUUCAUUGUGAAGGAGACCUUGACGAACCGACAUAUUCUUCUUCGAGAAUUAAUUCAGGCCCAACAAGCCGCUCGCAGCAAGCGCGCCGCAGCCGACCGCCUCAAGGGCAGUUCAUCUGUUCGCCCGGAGAAAGUGGAUGAAGCUAUUAGCGCUCUAGAUGAAGCCCUUGGGCACGAGACCUACCUUACCAAGAAGACACAAAGAGUAACAUUAAACUUGUUACUGGAGACCCGGCGUUGGUUUGAUCGAACAUCAAAUGACGUCCUAUCAAGUCUCCGCGAGUACACCCUUAGACAAAUUGAAGCUGAACGCCGAACAUUAGCUCUACUCGAGAGUGUGCGACCUGAUAUUCGAGCAAUUGAUUCGUCUGGUGGACUUAGCCGUCUUGGACGAGAGUCUCACCCCACAAUUCGCCGAUCCAGUUUGGCGUCGAGCCAAGGCCCCAAGGGAGAUGCAUGGAGUGGUGUACCCCGUCGUAACGAUAGCCUUAACCGAAGUAUGACCAAUAGUACGGUUAUUGUGCCCGUUCUUUCGGAUGAGGUUUCCAAUGGCGACAGUGUCGGCAAUGGCCGGGCUCGAGCCCUGAGUGGAGUUGGAUCUAUCGCAGAGGAAGAUGAUGAUGACAAGCUUGAUGCAAGAAAUGCGGCAAGUCGGCUGGCGACAAGCACGUUCUGAUGAAUUCCUUCUAUUAUAUCCUUGUUUUCUCUGUUGUUUGUAUAGUAGCAUAUGUUUCUACUAUCUGUCAUGCUCUGCAAUCACCAAUCCUACACAAUAUCAAAAUUUUCUCUUUCUUUAUCCUUUUUUUGUGGCGCCUCGUCAUUUCUUAAAUCAUGCCAUUUGAACACAUCACCAGCACAGAUACGCAAUAGCCUAUUAUCCUCCCGGACUUGUUAUCAAGAAGCCCUACCAAUUGAGCUACAAUCAAAAGGA